AGAGCCGGUGAUCGUCGCCCGCCCAGAUGGACGCCUCCUAGAGGUUCGCCUACGGUGGAAAACGGGGACAAUAAGCGAAAGACUCUCUCAAAAUCCUCAAAUAAUUCUGCUCAAUCUGAUACCAGUGAGAACGUUCGGUAUGUUAAUUAAUCUAAUUUACAGCUUUCCUGUUGUACACGCGUAAAAAUGACGAGCCUGCUGUUUAACAGGAUUGAACAAUGUUGUGCUGCCCACGUUGUUCACACUUGUCAACAAUAUUGUUGAGCCUGAAUCGGGUGUAACAAUGUUGUUCAAUAUUGUUGACAAUAGUGAACAAUGUGGGCAGCACAAUAUUGUUCAAUCCAAUUUUGCAAACAUCAGGCGUAAAAAAAAUACCUGUGGUUCCGGUUUCAUAUCGCGAAAAAAUUAGGGUCGGUAGGUCGAAAAUAGUUUUUUUUAAAUAUUUUUUUCAUGGUUUUUCUGAAUGAUUAGUGUGACAACAGACGCCAUUUUGGCAGCAGCCCGCAACCACCCGGAGAAAAUAGGGUCGCACGGUCAAUCGUGUUGAAAAAAUAAUAGGGUCGGCAGAAAAAAAUAGGGUCGGUCGGCCUCAACUACAUCAAAAUCAUUCCAGCUCACAUCUCGUUCCGGCAAAGCGGAAUCAUGUCAACAGCCCUUACGUUUCUGCAUCAAAAUGACUUUCAUCAGUUUCAUGCGUUUUAUCUCUUUGCAGAAAUCAAGUUCAUCGACGCAAAGCUCCUAAGAAGAACGCAAUAAUUUCACCGUAUAAACCACGACCAGCCACGGCUGGAAAGACAGCGCGGAGGAAACCGCUGGAACCCAGUCUGCAACACGCGCCGUAUCGUCCCCAGAGCGCUCGCUUUGAGUAUGGGAAAACGGUUAAAAAGAAUGGACUUGUGAUAGGAAUGAACUCGUCCGAUGAUGAAAUGAAUAUGAUGAACAACGAUCAAAAGUUCUUUUACAAAAGAUCUCCUAAGCCGAACGUUCCAAGAAUUCGUAGUAAGUAUUCUUCUUGAAUGCGAGAUGUUUUGUCGCUAGUUUCCCAGUUUAAUGUGUUAGAUUGAUUUAGAAAACACGGCGCGAACUGAAACAUAGAAAUUCUUCAUGCAGAACAAAAAGUUUGAAUAAUUUGUCAUCCCAGGAGUAGUAUCCUCAACAACAUUAGAUACCAUACGAUUUUAGGAUGGCGACGGCCAUGCAAAACAAACUCCUUCAAAUAAAUGGUAGUAAAGAUAGUUCGUCGUAUAUUAUCAAUCGUAUGAAUUUAAUACAGUUUUAGAAGUUGAAGACAUGGGUUUUAUGGUUGGAAAGAGUUCUGCUAAACCCAGUUUGAAGUUGCACUUGUUGUAGCUUGGAAUGCAGCCGUUGUAUCAAGACGUGAAAAUCUGUGAUUGAGCGAGGACAAUGUCUAAGUUAUUCAUAUAUUGUAAUUACUCAAUUCUUUUCAAUGAUCUAUUGUAUUGGUAGCCGUUGCCGUCCUAAAAUCGUAAGGUCUCUGUUGUCAUGCUGAAUACAUCGUUAAACUAAGAUUUUUACAUCAUUGGAGCAACGUAAAUGCUUGUUGCGACGUUGGAGGAGUUACAUAAAAUCUGUCUCAUAGCAGACACCGAAUCUUUUUUCCGAACUUAGCCGUUUGUAUAAGGUUAUUUUAAAAUGCUUCAAUUUAUUGCAGUAAUCAAAUUUCUUAGAUGUCAAUCUUGAGCUGAAAAUUAGAUCGCGUCGUCAAGUUUGCCUCGUUGAUCUUUUCUAAAUCUGUCUAUUAGCCCGAUUUAUAUUGCGUUUCGGCAACGCGAUGGGAUUUUUUCGAUGUUUGAAAGGAAAUAAAUUUGUCUAUGAAAGGAAAUUUUAAAAGCUAUGUGGACCAAGUAACUCAUAAUGUUUUUGCGUUUGUAAAUAUUUACUUACCAUCUUAUAGCUUUGACCUACCAAAUUUAUGUUUUGACCGGAGAUUGUCGGGGAGCUGGAACCGAGGCUGAUAUUAAAUUGACCUUAUUUGGCGAGUAUGGCACUUCCGGUGAACGACCGCUGCUCAAAUCAAUGAAUCAUCCACACAAGUUUCGGAGAGGACAGGUAAAUAAAUUACUUUCGUCUGCAUGGUUUAUUUCAGUCUGUGGUAAGCCUCUGACCCACCGAGAGGGAGGCUUUGCCUUUUGAACUGGGGGCACUUUGCCCCCCCCCCCAAGCAACGAAGGCUUUCGAACGCCUUCGUACAACCGACCCCAUGCAGAAUACAAUGAUUUAUAGUACAUGCAACUGUGUUUUGAUAGGUCGAUAUCUUUCCUCUUGAUUCUUUAUAUUUGGGAGAAUUACAAAACAUUCGUAUUGGACAUUCUAAAACUACACCAGGUAGGAAUGCAAUCUAACUUCGGACUUAGCAUAGAUGUACUUACAAGUUGGAGUCCAUGUUAUUAAUCGUCAUUCUAUUUGAUUCAUAUCAAUGGAAAUGAGCUCUUUCCAGCUGUAUGCUAAAACUUAUACUAUGAUAUGGAGUAUGGACCGAAUACUGUUCUUCGUUUUAUUCUUUGUCUUAAGCCUAGAUCACAAGGGCGGAUUUUCAUUUUUUUAAAGGAGGGGUAGAAAAAUUUCUGGUGGGGUGCAAGCGGCACCACUGAGAGAGCUUUGACAGGGGUUAGGCGUUAAGGUUAAAGACUUUCACACAAAAUAGGAGGGGUGAAGCAAAACUUUGGUGGGGUUGAACACUUUAUAAAUAAGAGAGGUUAGAGAGAUUCUAGGAGGGGUUUAACCCACCCACCCUAACCCCCCAGUAAAUCCGCCCAUGCUGGUCACACAAAGAUGAGAGAUGAGAGUGCACAAGAGUUGGCAGCAGUGAACUGUAAUAACACUGGAACGCUAACUGCAGAUAAACAUGCCCAUACUUACCCGAAGCCAAGAUGGCGCUUCUCGCAAGCUCAGCGAGCAAUAAAUUAACUUUCAAAAGGACUGGGGAGAGUUCGAGGAGCGGGAAAUUCAGUCAAAAGUUUGUUUUUGAGCGAAAAUCAGCAAGAAAAAGCACUUUUUUAUCGAAAGUCUUCAACUUUAAAGAUUCAAACCUGGUUUCCUGGAUAGUUCUAAGUAUUUUACAUCCACUAACAGCAAAAACUUCCCGGGUAACAGCUUGAUAUUCAAAAUAUUACACAAGUUUGAACGUGCCGAAAAAAACUUCGCACUUUGGCUCCUGAAAAAAGAACUUUAUAACUGCUCUACGUUCUGGAAACAUGUUUUGUAUUAAAUUUCAGGUAUUGUUGAAAGUUUUUAGCUUUUUUCCUUGUUGAAAUACAGCUAUUUAGUGGUCGAAAACAGACAUCUUUUAGGCGGCGUAUUUUCCACUCCAUACCUACAUGGCGGCCAUCAUGAGUGGCUUUAAAGAUGGCGGCCAAGUUAUCGUUCCAGUUCUCUUUGAGUUCACUGGUUGGCAGUCACGUGACAUUGGUUAGCUGCAAGGCCGGAUUUUGGUGGAAAUAGUGGGGGAGGUGGAAAAAAUUUAGGGGAGGUGGCAGAGGUGCAGUGGUCUAGCUCACGACCCCCAUCAUGGAAAGUUAGGGCUUAGAACGGGCCAAAGUCAACGACGUGACGUAUGCAUGUUGUGUACACAUAUGUAUCAGUGUAUUCAUGAAUUAUGGCAGUACAACUUAUCAAAUUUUGCCCUUCAUUACAAUUACUACAAAGUUUUUUUCAAAACAUCGCAUAAAAGGGUACUUGACACAGAGGUGAAUGGCUAUCACUGUUUCAAUUUUACAGAAAAGCUUUCUUACGAAGUGUAGACCCUAUUAAGCAACCAAAAAUGUCAAAUUUUCACUUUGAUCUAUCAUUGAAACUUUCCUAAGGGGAGGUGCAUGACUUUUCAGGGGAGGUGCAAAACGAUCUCAGUGGAAGUGCGCGUCUCCCCACACCUCCCCUCAAAAUCCGACCAUGGUUAGCUGUUCUUAAUGCUUUCUCAACACUAUCAUGUAUUCUAUCUAAGUUGAAACAUAGUUGGAGCACUCAACCUUUAUUUUGUUAAUCUAGAGCUUGAAGUGUCCUCAAUAACAAUGCGUGACUGCCAACUCUAGCGAACUCCCAUCCUCGUUUGACCGUUAUAUUUCCUCGUGCAGUAUUUCAGAAACAACAUGUUUGUUUGCGUAAUAUUAUAGAACAUGGCUGGUUCCUUGAAAAAGUGUACAUCAGUGAGGGCAAAGAUAGUAAUCGAGUGUUUGAAUUUCCCUGCCAAAGGCAAGUUAACUUGAUUCUUAGUUUUUAUUCCCAAACCCCCAACAUACCUGGAAGCUCUGGAGAAAUCGUAGUUUCUAUAACAUGGGAUGUUGAUGGUAUAGUAUAGUUAGUAUAUCUACAUGAUCUACAUAUACAGUAAUAUAAUUGUACACUUUUUUUGUUGUUCAUGUGAUUAUUCUUUAUAAUUACUGUAGGUGGUUUUCCUCGCAGAAAGAUGACGGCCAAAUUGUACGUGACGUUUCUGUUUCUGGACUUCUCGCAG
Paramuricea clavata is the source of this 4471-nucleotide messenger RNA. Lineage: Eukaryota; Metazoa; Cnidaria; Anthozoa; Malacalcyonacea; Plexauridae. The record is from the annotation of a GenBank genome assembly.